AUGAGUUGCAACAAGGAUGUUAACAAAAAGCAAGUGGUUGAAGAAACAGCCAGAACAUUGAUUCAAACUGAUGGUUCAGUGUAAGUUUUUAUGUUUCUGGGAGCUUUUAAUUUGAAAAGUCGGGGCUAGUUUUUAAAACUGUUUAUCAAAAGAUUUUAAGGAGUUUAUAUGAAUUUUAAGGUUUUAAAUGAAUUUUAAAAGAUAAAAGUUGGGAUAGCUUUAUUUUUAACUCCAUAUAAGAUAGAUAUCUUUGGUUUUAACCCAAUAUAAUAUUAUAUUACCGUAUAAAAUGUUUCAGACAACCUUACCCAAUGAACGACGCAGUGAAUGAACCUGGAAAUGCCCAAGGCUCCUCCGGAUUGACGCUUCAACCUCCGGGUAAGCGGUCUUUUUGAACAACUUUUAGUUGGUUUGAGAUCUAAAAGAUACUUUUUUUAGUUUUUUUGUGACACAAAGAUAAUUUUAUAUUUAAAAAUUGUUAUUUUGCAACUUCUUUUAAAUUUUUUGUUACUUGCUUCAGGAUUAAAAUGUUGAGUUAUCUUAAAGUGUAAAAAAUAUAAAAAAAAGUUUGGUAAAAUUUAAAUUAUACUAUACUUUUAUCAGUUCUUUUUCAAAAACAUCCUUAAUAAUAUAAAAUUUUAGCAUUUCCUUCGGCAGUUUUCACAAACGGCGGAUUCAAUCCGUUGUUUGGUGCCGGGCCAUCUCACCUUUCAAUGGUUGGAGCCGGAACAAUCCAUCCUCAAAUGCUUGGUGUCGGACCGUAUCAUUCUCAAGCGGUUCCUAUGUUUGGUCCUGUGCCAUAUCAUAUUCCCAUGUUUGGAGCAAUGUAUGUUGUAGAUAUUUUUAAAAUUUUUUUUGUAGAAAAAGACUUUUUAUUGAAAAAGCAAACAUUCUUUAUAUUAUAUUAGGUUGUUUAAAUAAUUCUGUGCUCCUUAAGGUUUUUUAAAUAAGUCCGUGGCUCUUAAUUCCAAAAAUUUGCUUUGAAAAGAGCACAGAAUUAUUAGAACUACCUAAUAUAAAGCUAUAAAUGAAAGUGGAAUUUUAAAAAAGUUUGAAGUUUUAAAGGCUUUUCUGAUUAUUUUCUAUCUGUCUAUUCACUUUAUCACCCUACUGAUUUUGUUUGGAAAUGAUUUUGGAAGUGGGAGGGGUACACACGAGAACAAGUAUUAAGGGACAAUACUUAUUGAUCGUUAUACAUACUUAAUAUUUGAGAAAAGUUGAGUUAUUUAAUACAGUAGGACUCUUGUAUAAAGAAUCGCUUAGAGACUUUAGAUUUGUUUGUUAUACAGCACUCUCUCUAUAUAAGCAACCCGAAGGAAUCGAUAUUUUGUGUUUACUAUAAGGGGUGUUGUCUUUACAAGAAGGUUUUUUUAUUACAAAUUGAUUUGGCGUGGUCAAAUUUCUUGUUAACUAUAAGGAGAGUUGCUUCUACAGGUUCACUAUAUAGAGAGACCACUGUAAUUAAGUUUUGUUUCAUAAUGUUGGCCAGGGUUUCAAAAAUUGUUUGCUAUAUAGGAGUUUUGUUAUAUAGGAGUAUGUUACAUAGAGUUCAAGUUUUUUGGAAAAUUCGUAUUUCAAUAUAUAUAUUUUUUUCAGCCACCCGCUUGCCUACCGAAACAUGUACCAUGGCAGCCACUUCUCCAGCAUUGUUACUAGAAGACGGCCAGCUGAAGUAAGAGGAUGGGGGUGGUUAUAAGAACGGAGAAGGGGAAGGGGGAUUGUUUUCCAAUUUUUUCUUGUAAAAUUUUGAUUUUUAAAGGUUUUCUUAUGUCUAAAGUUUUUGAUGUUUAAAUAUUUCAGACUGUCUUCAUAUGUCCAAUCUUCAUUUGUGGCAAAAGGUACAGUGACCCAUCUUCGUUGCGGAAACAUAUGAUAGUCAAGCACGGUCGUCAAGCCUACGAUUUGUACCAAAAAGUGAAAUCGCUGAGGAAACAGUUUAUGUAG
This is a messenger RNA of Bursaphelenchus okinawaensis, 1944 nucleotides long. The record is from the annotation of a GenBank genome assembly. Lineage: Eukaryota; Metazoa; Nematoda; Chromadorea; Rhabditida; Aphelenchoididae.